Messenger RNA from Monomorium pharaonis (pharaoh ant), 3241 nucleotides. RefSeq lists its product as uncharacterized. The record is from RefSeq and is a predicted model, not a curated record. Lineage: Eukaryota; Metazoa; Arthropoda; Insecta; Hymenoptera; Formicidae. The transcript is spliced from 2 exons. Bases 1751 to 2377 code for a protein of 208 amino acids.
UGUUUCUUUGUAACAAAUUACCCUGUCAUAAAUUUUAAACUUUCUUUUUUCUUUUGUUUAUUGUUUCUUUUUAACAAAUUACCCUAUCAUAAAUUUCAAAACUCUUUUGUUUAUUGUUUUUCUAACAAAUGAGAAACUUGUCUCAACAUGUUUUCGAAAGUCCUUUGUGCUCAUCACCACCACCGCCGCUCAGGUAAAGAGACUUUAUUAUUAUUUCAUAUAUGUAAUGGAAUUUUUAUUUGAUUAUUUAUAAUUUGAGUUAGAUUACAUAUGCAUAUGUAUUCUAAUUUAAAUUAUAAAUAAUUAAAUAAUAAAAAUUAUAUUACGUAUAUUCCACUCCAGUUAGAGUUUGCUCUCUAUCUCUCUCCCACUACACUAAUCGUAUAAGCAGCGCCCUUAUCUUGGCUGCUAGCGAGCGCCGAUAUCAGGCUGCUAGAUUUUACAAACAUAAAAACUUUAAAUUUUUAAAUAAAUAAAUAAAUAAAAUAAAAUAACAUGCGGAUGCUGUAGUCUGCGUUUAAUAUUAUACCUGAAAAUUUCUUUGAUACAAUUGAACCUAUAGUAACAUAAUAAAUCUUAGCUUUCUCUUUUUCGAAAUUCUUUUCAAAGAUCAUGUGACUUACAAAUAGCAUAAGUAUAUAUAGGUGAGACUCUUAGAGCAUCCCUUAGACGUUUUCAAGUCUAUUUCUGAGCAAGUUUAUCCGAAGUCUGUGUGCAGCUAGUUUUCAAGUGUGAUUAGUAAAAGAUAUAGUUUUUCCGAAAAAUGAGUAAUAUGGAAAUCGAAGUUAUCGACAUCGCUGAUGAUGAUUACAUCGAAGUUAUCGACAUCGCUGAUGAUGAUUACAUCGAAAUCAUCGACAUCGCGGACGAUGAUGAUGAAGUCGAAAUUGAAGAUGUACAUAAUGUACAUUGUGUAAAUAAUGUAAAUAUAGAUGUAAAUAAUGAAGAAAAUAUAAAUAUGGAUGUAAAUAUGGAUGAACAAAUCGACGUUGCUGACAUCGUACAACAUCAUAUAAACGACGAGAAUUUUUUUUAACAUCAUCGAUGAUUUUGAUGAAAAUGUGCCGGAUUUCCACCUUGAGGAGGAACAAGAGGAUAACGAGAGCGUGCUGUCUGAAGAUAGCAAUUACAAUAGUGACUGUAGUGAUGAUUUUGAAGAAUCUGUGGAAAGGCCUAUCAGUAUUAGGCAAGUCCAAGCCAUAAACGAAGAAACGAAACAUUGUGCUAUUUUUUCAUACUAUAAAACCGAGCAGACAUACGGCACAGGCACAUACACGGCUUGUGCUGAAUGCAUGGUGGAAUUGAUGGUCGCAGACGUGGACCAUUUUUUCGCCGUCCGUCAACACCUUACGGACAGGUUUACGGCAAUUAGCAGCAAAUAUUGCUCUAAUUGUCGUAAACCAGUAUACAUAUUAAUUCCAUGCAAUAUGUGUCCGGUCUGCACACAUAAAAAAAAAAAAAAAAAAAAAAAUAAUAAUAAUAAUAAUUAAAUAAAUAAAAAAAAAACUAUGAAAAAACUAAGAAAAAAAUCACAAAUAAAAUAAAGUUAAAAAAACAUACAUUUCUUGACAAUAGUCACCAUUUCCACCACCACUACCACUAUUAUUGGAGGGGCGCACCGUAUAAGAAGAACAUCGCCAUACAUCAGUCGCUCAUUACGAAUAUCCUCACUACAGUCGCUCAUUACCAAACGGACAACAAAGGAUAACGUUGGCUGCUGGAGUCAAUUGGAAAAACGUACUUCCCGAAGAUGAACUACUACGUUCCAAUCCAGGAAAACGAAGCUCAUGAUAAACCAAAAUCACAGCCGCGCCAUACACCUCGCAUCCUGAGAAGGAGAUUUCCCCUUACGGCUACAUCCUACAAGUACUUGGAAAUGGGGAUCAGCGUGGAGUCUGAGCCUUUUGUGGAGAUGAUUCUUGGCGACAACAAGGGAAAUCAGCUAAUUUUGCCAUAUAUAACAUGGCAAAAAUUUAUCGAGAGACGUGUGGAUAUUGAAAAACUUAUACGAGCAACUAUACCAUCUUCGAGACUUUUUAUUUGUGAUUUAGUAAUAGAAAUUGUAAACGUACACGAUAAAGGUAUCGUAAGAUUAACACUGUGUAAUACCUGUAUAUAUAUGAAACCAUCAACUGUACAAUUUUUACUUAAUCUCGAACACUGCAUUGAAUCUGUAUAUAAUCAAUUAUAUCAAAAUACUUAUAGUGUAAGCGAUAAAUAUAAGAAGUUUAUUACUAUUUUGCGUCAAAAUUAUGUUACUAAUAAGUAUGAUGCUAUAAAAAUUCUGAAUGAAAAUUACAAUAAAACUUGUAUCAUAGAAUGCGAACUAGUGACUUAUGCAUCCGAUAAUAUUGUAUAUGAUGCUUUACAUAAUUAAUAAAUAUGUUUUUGUAUAAAUGUUAAAAAUUAUUUAAGAAUUAUUCCUAUCUCCUAUCAAUUAUCCUAAUAUAUAAAAUUAAUUUAAUUUGUUAAAUGUAGUUUUUAUUAAAGAGAGAAAAAAAGAAAGGGAAAUAUGAUGGGAAAAAUAAAAUAAAGUAAAAGAUUAUAUAUAUUUUAUUUGUUAUUUUUAUUAUUAUUAGACCACCAAUUAUACAGUUUGAAUACAUUCUGUAAAGCGCAAUUGUUCACAUGAUUCCGACAGCGUAAAGUAUGCGUAACAUCCAUUUUAUUUAGAGGUUUUAUGUCUUCGUAAUGCACCUCGAUGUUUUCGACAUAGACUUUCUGUCUCGCGGAUGUGAUUUGAGGUCGCAGUUGAGCACCAAUACCUAGCUGCUUUAAAAAAUUAGAGAGGUAGGGAGAGGAACAACGCAUGUACGUUUCCUAUUACUUCCUUCUUUCUUGAUACCAUUAUUCUCUCUCUAGCAUCUACCCUUUACUGCAUAAUCCUCACGUUCUCUCUUAAGCUAUUUUUAUUCUCUCUCAUACUUUUACCUAAACGUAUGCUCUCACUUGCUCCAACUGAUCGCAGCAUAAUCUGGUUCUCGUUCACAUUCGUUUCUUUGCUUGCGGUAUUGUACUAAAGCAAUAGGCGUGAGAGAUAAAAAAAAAAACAAUAUGUUGAAUAUACGUUUAAAUAUGCUGUAUAAUACUUCAAUUAUUGCAAACUUUUUUAUCCUAUCGAUUAUUUCACUCAAACGAGUAAGUGCAUUGUUUCAAAAUUCAACAAUACAGCUAAGAUGUAUCAUUGCAAAGUUUCAUUAACAUCUGUUCAUUAAUUUUACGUUUAAUACAGCAAUAAAAA